Messenger RNA from Pseudomyrmex gracilis, 1499 nucleotides. RefSeq names its product ras-related protein Rab-24-like. The record is from RefSeq and is a predicted model, not a curated record. The transcript is spliced from 4 exons. Bases 202 to 819 code for a protein of 205 amino acids. Lineage: Eukaryota; Metazoa; Arthropoda; Insecta; Hymenoptera; Formicidae. Gene Ontology annotation, molecular function: GTPase activity; GTP binding.
UUAUCGCAUCAUUAGCGAAAGAAACAACAUGGCGACUGUUGGUGGGCGGUGGAGAGGAGUGUGUAUGUUCGUAUAACCUUUGCACGGCCACUUUGCCCAUAUGAUACGCUAGACGCUAGAACAAAGCUAUCAUCGAUAGUCAGUGACAUUCUGAUACAGACAACAUGAGUCGCGUAGAUUUGAAAGUUGUAUUAUUGGGCAAUGCGACAGUGGGAAAAACAAGUCUUAUGGAGCGAUACAUACAUGACACGUUCAAUGACAGUCGACCUUAUCAAAACAUGGGAGGGAGGGCAUCAUAUGCGAAUUAAUACUGUUGAAAUUAUAUCGCAGACAAUAGGCACUGUGUUUGCAGCGAAGCGAAUACAGUUGGAUGAUGUGUCGCUUGUUAUGGGAAUAUGGGAUACUGCGGGUAGCGAGAAAUACGAUGCCAUGACCAGAACGUAUUAUCGAGGCGCAAGGGCUGCCAUAGUGUGCUACGACAUCACUAGAUCGAGCACGUUUCAACGGGCGAAACACUGGGUUAGAGAACUCAGAAGCGUCGAGGAAAAUUGCAAAGUGUACCUUUGCGCCACGAAAAAAGAUUUGUACGACUCGGGUCUUCCGUUGGACGAUCCGGAUUUACAAAAUACCGUAGAAAGAUACGCGAACGGUACACAGACCAAACUUUUUGUAACGUCUAGUAAAACGGGAGAAAACGUAGUCGAGUUGUUUAACGAAAUCGUAAAGGAUUUCGCGUCCAAUCCCGAAAACUUGCAACAAGUAAAAGAAAAUGAAAUAGUUCUAACGAGAAAAUCCGAAAGAAGGUAUUGUUGUGCAUAGAUUUAAAUAAAAUUAGUAUUAAUACUCGUUCUAUUCUCUUUUAAGCCUUUUUGUGAUCAAAGUAAUUUAUCUGAGAUUAUUCGAGCGACCUGCGUAAUGAGGAAUCUUUUUAAUGUACAAUUCAAGAACCAAUGUUUGUGAUACAAGUUUUGCUCAGUGACAUUUUAUAUUCUUAUAAUCUUAUUUUGUAUUUCCAACGCUACGUAAUAAUACAGAAUAAUCUAAAUUGGCAAAAUUUGAAUUGUAGAGAUCUUUUCGAUAAAUCGUAAACUUCUAUAAAGUUAGAAAAUGCAACAUGUAAGAUCAUAGAAAAUGCACAUGUAAGAUCUUGAGUGAAACACUGCACUUGAUAUGGAAUUGAGAGAUAUUCUUAAAGAUCGUUGUUGAUCGUUAUAUAUAUAUAUGUAUAUAAAUAUAUACAUAUAUAUAUAUAUAUGUAUAUAUAUAUAAGGUUAAAGCUGAUCUUUUGUGCAAAGUAAUUGAGAUUGUAAUCACAUUUGUAUUAUCGCAACUGUGACCAUAGAUAAGAUUCGUUGCUGGUGCGCCCUUGAAUAUUGUGUAUCGUGACACGAAGUUUCUUUUUCAAAAAAGAAAAAAACACAAAAGUUUCCUACGUUGAUUCUUAACGCAGUGUUUUCUGUAUGUAUUUAAUAAUACCAGGAACUUACGUUUCCCAAAAA